Molecule: messenger RNA, 3323 nt
Organism: Anguilla anguilla (European eel)
Lineage: Eukaryota; Metazoa; Chordata; Actinopteri; Anguilliformes; Anguillidae
Product: cadherin-10-like
Exons: 12
Coding region: 394-2751 (785 amino acids)
Biological process (GO): adherens junction organization; cell-cell junction assembly; multicellular organism development
Cellular component (GO): plasma membrane; catenin complex; adherens junction
Molecular function (GO): calcium ion binding; cadherin binding
Source: RefSeq, a predicted model, not a curated record
GAGAAAGAGAGAGGGUGAGAGAGAGCAGGAGAGCAAGAGCGAGACAGAGAGAGAGGCAGAGAAAAAGAGAGGGUGAGAGAGAGCGGGAGAGCGAGAGAGAGAAAGACGCAGCACUGAGAGUGAUCAGUAGAGAAGGUGCGCUCUGUAGUCAGUCUUGGAAGCAAAGUGACAGAGGCAUCAGGCGAAGCCCAGCAGAGCACAGGCAAGAGGAGGGACAGCGGCCAUGCCAUCACAGGGAUGUCCUCGUGUGUGAGGAGAGAGCAAAACUGAAGAUCACAGAAAGGACUACAAUGAUGACAUCAUAUUGUCGGGACACGCCUCUUACACGCCCCUCCUUCUCACUGUAGUUAAUUCAUAAGGACGGGCUUGUGGAUUGCUUGGGAUACUACAACGAUGACAAAUCAAUUCCCCCUCCUCUUCCUGCUGCUCGCCUUCCCCCAACAGAUAUCCCCGGCGCUGUUAGCGAGCGGGGGCAGCGGAAACCUCUUUAACAAGCCGGCCGGCCUGGCCGACAAGGAGGGGAAGCUUCUGCACAGGUCCAAGCGCGGCUGGAUGUGGAACCAUUUCUUUCUGCUGGAGGAGUACACGGGAACGGACAACCAGUACGUGGGCAAGCUCCACUCUGACAUGGACAAAGGGGACGGGAGCGUCAAGUACGUUCUCACCGGAGAGGGUGCAGGGACCCUGUUUGUGAUCGACGAAAAGUCAGGUGACCUUCACGCCACCAAGGGGCUGGACAGGGAGGAGAAGGCCAACUACACCCUCCGCGCUCAGGCGGUCAACAGAUACACGGGCCGUCCGCUGGAGCCGGAGACCGAAUUUGUCGUCAAAAUCCAUGACAUCAACGACAACGAGCCAAAGUUCACCAAGGAGGUUUACACCGCCAGCGUCCCCGAAAUGUCCGAAGUUGGAACCUCUGUAAUGGAAGUCACUGCCAUAGAUGCGGAUGAUGCCACAUAUGGGAACAGUGCCAAGCUGGUGUUCAGUAUCCUACAGGGACAGCCGUACUUCUCCGUGGACCCAGAGUCAGGUGAGAUCAGGACGGCUCUGCCGAACAUGAACAGGGAGAUGCGCGAGCACUACCAGGUGGUGAUCCAGGCCAAAGACAUGGCGGGCCAGAUGGGCGGGCUCACGGGGACCACCACAGUUAACAUCACCCUGACCGACGUCAACAACAGCCCACCCCGCUUCCCUCACAGCUCCUACCACCUGUCGGUGUUGGAGUCGGCAGAGAUGGGAUCAGCGGUGGGCCGGAUCAAAGCCGCAGACGGCGACAUCGGAGUGAACGCCGAGACGCAUUACGGCAUCGUGGACGGCGACGGGCGGGACACGUUCGCCAUCGCCACUGACAGGGUGACGCAGGAGGGCAUUAUCACCGUCAAAAGGCGCCUGGACUACGAAAGCAAAAGGACGUACGCCCUAAAGGUGGAGGCGUGGAACGCGCACCUGGACCACCGGUUCGAUCACCUGGGUCCGUUUAAAGACACGGCGCUGGUGAAGGUCUCAGUGCAGGACGUGGACGAGCCCCCCGUGUUCAGCAGUUCGCUGUAUGUUUUCGAGGUUCAGGAGGACACCCCCGUGGGCAGCCUGAUCGGUGUGGUCAGCGCCUGGGACCCCGAUGUCAAUGAUCACCGGGUCAGGUACUCUAUAGACAGGCACACUGACCUUGAUCGACUUUUCAACAUCAGUUCCUUCAAUGGAUCAAUUUCAACUCUGCAGUUCCUCGACAGGGAAGCCUCAAAAUGGCAUAACAUUUCAGUAGUUGCUACUGAAAUAGGUAACCCUCAGAAAAUCAGUCGUGUCCCAGUUUUCAUCAAGCUUCUAGACAUCAACGACAACGCGCCUGAAUUUGCGAUGUUUUACGAGACCUUUGUAUGUGAGAAUGUCAAAGCUGGACAGCUAAUUCAGACUAUAAGUGCGGUUGACACAGAUGAGCCUCUUAUUGGACACAAAUUUGUUUUCAGUUUGAGUUCCUCAAAUCCAAACUUUACAGUCGUCGACAAUGAAGAUAACACAGCUAGAAUUCUGACCGGAAGAAGUGGAUUUAGUCGGCGUGAAAGGAGUGCCUACCUUCUGCCCGUAGUUAUAUCUGAUAAUGACUAUCCUAUCCAGAGUAGUACAAGCACGCUGACCAUCCAAGUGUGCGCCUGCGACCGCAAGGGCAACGUGCAGUCCUGCGGCCUCGAGGCUUUCCUGCUCUCCACCAGGCUCAGCACCGCCGCCCUGGUGGCCGUCCUGCUGUGCGUUAUCAUCCUCCUCAUGAUUGUUGUUUUGUUCGCUGCCCUGCGAAGACAGAAGAAGAAGGGGCCUCUAAUCAUCUCCAAGGAGGACGUGAGAGACAACGUGGUGAGCUACAACGACGAAGGGGGCGGGGAGGAGGACACGCAGGCCUUCGACAUCGGCACGCUGCGCAACCCCGAGGUGUUGGACGUCAACAAGCAGCGGCGCGACAUCAUCCCGGACAUGCUGUUCCCCUGCCGCCGGGCUUCGCCCGUCCACGGCGGCGCCGACAUCAGGGACUUCAUCAGCUGCCGGCUGACGGACAACGACUCGGACCCGACGGCGCCCCCUUACGACUCGCUGGCCACCUACGCGUACGAGGGAAGCGGCUCCCUCGCCGAGUCUCUCAGCUCGCUCGGGUCGGGCGAGGCGGACGGCGAUCAGGAGUUCGAUUACCUCGGCAGCUGGGGACCCCACUUCAAAAAGCUGGCCGACAUGUAUAUAGCAAAGAGCGUGGCCAGAGAGGCUUAGGUCUAAGCCGCUACGACACACGCCCGCCAACGUAACGUGAAGACGUGAACAAGGAAGAGGUAACUUCUUUGGCUGUAACUCUGGAUUCCAUGAAAACUUGAAUAUCGUUCGACCACGCUAGUCAUGGUUUUUAACUCUGGUUUUCUAACUUAUUUCUUUUUGUUGUACUUAUCUAUUUUGUAAAUGGUGAAGAUAUAUGAUAAAUUUUGUUGAGGUUUUUGUGUAUUAUGCUGUGGCCAACCGUUUGUAAUUAGGAGAAGGGUGCUGGUAUUCUGUACACAGUCAGUGUUUAAGGGGGAAAAUGAUUCUGCUUCAGUCUGAAGCAUAAAUAGAUAAUUGUGAUUAAUGUGUUAUAAUGACAAUAUUUAAUUAUUAUAUUUUAUUGUUUUAUGUUCAAGUGAAUGGUUGGUGAGAUUUGCUCGUCAAACUGUGGCUUGAUUUUGAUUCGAUGUUCACAUGUAAUACAGACUGCUCUUUUAGUAUCAUUGACAAACCUUUGACAUUGUAUGAAUGCUGAGUCAUGUUUUAUAUUUAUAUUUUUAUAUAUUUUAAUAAAAAAUGUCUAAAUAUCA